Molecule: messenger RNA, 2568 nt
Organism: Pleurotus ostreatus (oyster mushroom)
Lineage: Eukaryota; Fungi; Basidiomycota; Agaricomycetes; Agaricales; Pleurotaceae
Exons: 7
Coding region: 1-2568 (855 amino acids)
Biological process (GO): ribosomal small subunit assembly; maturation of SSU-rRNA from tricistronic rRNA transcript (SSU-rRNA, 5.8S rRNA, LSU-rRNA)
Cellular component (GO): small-subunit processome; Pwp2p-containing subcomplex of 90S preribosome
Molecular function (GO): protein binding
Source: RefSeq, a predicted model, not a curated record
AUGAAAGCAAAUUACAAGUUCUCCAACAUCUGCGGCACGGUUUAUCGCCAGGGAAAUGUUCUGUUCACCCCAGACGGUAACUCAAUCCUAAGUCCUGUUGGAAAUCGCGUUUCUGUCUUCGACCUCGUCAACAAUAAAUCGUUUACAUUCCCAUUCGAGAAUCGCAAGAACGUUGCAGCCAUCGCACUCAGUCCGGACGCAAAUGUGUUGCUUUCAGUGGAUGAAGACGGACGCGCGCUGUUGGUCAACUUUCGCCGUGGGGUGGUGCUGCACCACUUCAAUUUCCACAAACCCGUGCAGGAUGUUCAGUUUUCACCAGACGGGAAGCACAUCGCAGUGACGCACGGCUCGCACGUCCAGGUAUGGCGGACGCCGAAUCACCUUGUGCGAGAAUUCGCUCCAUUCGUCCUUCACAGGACGUAUACGGGGCACCACGACGAUGUGCUCAGCAUACAGUGGUCGCCUGACUCGCAGUGCUUUAUGACUAGCUCGAGAGACAUGACUGCUCGCUUGUUUACUCUGAAUCCCGUCGAGGGCUUUCGGCCGAAAACAUUCGCGGGGCAUCGAGAUGUGGUGCUGGGUGCGUUCUUCUCAGCAGACGGUGGAUCAAUAUACACAGUUAGCAGAGACGGGGCUGUAUUUACUUGGAAAGCUAAGCAAGAAUCGGAUUCAGAGGACGACAUCGCACACACACGUUGGGGUGUACACAAAAGGAACUACUUCCACCAGCCGGGCACCAAGGUCAUCUGCGCAACGUUCCACCGCGCAUCGAGUCUCCUCGUCGUCGGGUUCUCCACGGGUGUGUUUGGGCUCUGGGAACUGCCCGAGUUCUCGAAUAUCCACACGCUCAGUAUUUCACAAGAAAAGAUCAGCUCGGUUGCAAUCAACGCCUCCGGUGAGUGGCUGGCGUUCGGGGCGAAGAAGAUGGGGCAGCUCCUGGUGUGGGAGUGGCAGUCCGAGUCGUAUAUCCUCAAGCAGCAAGGACACUACUUCGACAUGAACACGCUGUCGUACGCGCCGGACGGGCAAACGAUCGCCACGGGUGGAGACGAUGGGAAGAUCAAGGUCUGGUCCGCGCAUUCCUCCUUUUGCUUCAUCACCUUCAACGAGCACACCGCCCCGAUCUCCGCAGUCGCAUUCGCAAAGCAAGGCUCCGUCUUAUUCUCCGCGUCGCUCGACGGCACCGUCCGUGCCUACGACCUCGUGCGCUACCGCAACUUCCGCACCUUCACAUCCCCCGCCCCCGUCCAGUUCUCCUCGCUCGCCGUCGACCCGUCAGGCGAAGUCGUCGCCGCCGGCUCCACCGACUCCUUCGAGGUGUACAUGUGGUCCGUGCAGACCGGCAAACUGCUCGACAUCCUGACGGGGCACGAAGGGCCCGUGUGCGCGCUGGCGUUCAACCCGGCGGGGGCCAACCAGCUCGCCAGCGGCUCCUGGGACCGCACAGUCCGCGUGUGGAGCGUGUUCGGGCGGUCGCGCGCGGUCGAGCCGUUCGUUCUUGGAUCGGACGUCCUCUCGAUAGCGUUCAAACCCGACGGGAAGGAGCUGGCCGCGUCCACGCUCGACGGCCAGAUCGUCUUCUUCGACGUCGACCAGGGCAAGCAGACGAACGUGAUCGAGGGCCGCAAGGACAUCUCUGGCGGGCGGAAAGCGGAUGACCGCGUGUCGGCUGCGAACAGCACCUCGGGCAAGUCCUUCAACAGCCUCGCGUACUCUGCGGACGGGCGGUGCGUUUUGGCGGGCGGGAACAGCAAGUAUGUCGUCCUGUACGAUGUGCAGAACGGCGAGGGCGUCAUGCUGAAGAAGUUCCAGAUCUCGGAGAAUCUCUCCCUGGACGGCACCGAGGAGUUUUUGGACAGCAGGAAGGUCAAUGACGCCGGGAUCAACGUCGACUUGAUCGACAGGAGGGGCGAGGAAAGCGAUCUGGAGGAUAGGAUGGACCUCAGCUUACCCGGGGCGGCGAGGGGUGCUGGAGACAUGUCGGUACGGAAAUAUCGCCAGGAGGCGCGCACGAAGUGCAUUCGUUUUUCUCCAACAGGGCGCGCCUGGGCCGCGGCAUCCACCGAGGGCCUCCUCAUAUAUUCCCUGGACGAGAGCAUCACGUUCGAUCCCUUCGACCUCUCCAUGGACCUCACUCCCCAGGCGGUGCUCGCGAUGCUCGGCGAGCGGGAACACCUCAAGGCGCUGAUCAUGGCCCUCCGGCUGAACGAGCGCUCGCUGAUCCAAAAAGUGUACGAGAGCGUGCCGAGAGGCGAUAUACGACUGGUCGCGAGACAGGUCCCGGUGGUAUACCUGGCUCAGCUCCUGCGCCUCAUCGGAGAGCAUAUGGAAAUGGGCCCUCAUCUGGAGUUUGACCUUGUCUGGGCGGGCUCGGUUAUGGCCGCCCACGGUCGCAUACUACGCGACAGAGCAGGGGAGUAUGCCAGCGUCUUCAGAAUACUUCAACGGGCGCUAUCGGGUCUCGAGAAGGAGGUGGGACGGCUAUGCGAUGAUAAUAUCUCUGCACUAUCAUAUCUUAUAGACCAGGGCAACACACGGGCAACUGCAGACGAUGUAAUGCAAGUGUAG